Messenger RNA from Racocetra persica, 954 nucleotides. The record is from the annotation of a GenBank genome assembly. Lineage: Eukaryota; Fungi; Glomeromycota; Glomeromycetes; Diversisporales; Gigasporaceae.
AUGAGUGAAAGUAAACAACAUGCGCAUGGAAUAGGCAAGCAAUUAGAAGAUAUUCCCAAUAUAAAAGAAUGUCAAAUAUUUACCACGAUUUUGAAGGAAAAAAAAGAUAGGCACAUAUUUUCUUCGUGCGUAGCUUAUGAUACUCCUGAGAAUCCAAUAAUUAUUGUUAGUCAUGUUCCAAAUAAGAAAAAAAAACUUGCCAAAAAAUCGAAUCCAAAAUGCAUAAAUAUCCAAAUUGGAUGGAUGAUUGUGGGAUAUCCAACAGAUACUUUUGACUUUGAAUUAUCAAAUCAAAUUAUAAUUGAAAGUGAAAAACGAGAAUUGAAUGACCAAUAUAUUGUUGAUAAUAUUUCGCAUAUGACUAAUUUGAACUUAGGAAAAUUUUCAUUAUCUACAUGUGUUAUAGAUAACGUAGAAAAUUCUUUACAAGAAACAUGUUCAACUUCAGAGUUAUCAUCAACUAACAAUUCAAACAAUACAAAUCAAUUAAACGUGCGUGAUUUUAAACUAGUCGUUGGGUCACAUUUUUCCCUUCGCCUAAAUUCUGCUUGUUUAUUUGCUUACUGCUCGAAAAUGCGCAAAAGGCAAUUGAACGCAGACGAUGAGUCACUUUUACGACAUUUAAAAUUAUUUAUUUGUACUAUUUAUACAAAACAACUUGUUCCUAUUGAAUACUUUAAUGACAAAGUCAAAUGGAAAAGUAAGAAUAUAGUUUCAAAAUCAAGAACUUUAUACUUGAAAACAGAUGGAAUUAAUCCCAAUGAAAAGCCUAUAUUCGUAAAUCAUUCUCUUGACAAAGAUUGUCAUGACGAUGAAUGCCAUGGAAUAAUUAAUGCUUCUCCCGGCCAUCUUCAUUUUAAGGUAUUAAAUGAUUAUUCAUCUGUUAACAACAAACCAGAAAUUUCUUAUUUCAGUAUCUUUCCAGAGGAACUACUGUAUAAAAAUGAGGUUUGA